AUGUCAGCUAGUACCGGAGUCGAGGGUGCAAGUACGGGCGCCGCGCCUCCGUGCGUUUGCCUCGUCUUGGCGGAGCCCGAGGCGGUGGAGCUCGCGGCGUGGGUGCGGGACGUUGUGGCGGCGGGGCUAACGCCGCCCCUGACGCAGGUGCUGCUGCGCGACGUCGGGGCGGCCUCCGGCGACGACCGCCGCUUUAGCUCCGCCGCGCAGCGGGCGUUGGAGGAGGUGACGGCAGACACCACCCGCCCUGACGGCGCCGCCGCGGCCAAAACGGCGAAGGUAGGCUGCCUCGUCAUUGCGGUCUUCUGGGACGGCCAGAGCGAGGCCGUCAAGGCCGACUUCACGCGGCUGCGACAACUCGCGGAGGCGAAAAAAGGCACCGACGCCAGUGGCAGGAGUGCGGGGAAUGGCGAGGGUGGCACGCGUCCAGGCAGACUGCACGCCACGGAGGUGCGGUUUGUUGUGCAGGCGCUCAGCGCCAAGAAGGGUGCACACACGCUGAAGGAAAACAGCGAGGCGCUGCUGAGUACGCUUCGCAAAAAACUGGCGGCCGAGAGCGUCGUGCGGCACGUCGACCCACAAAACAGUGGGGCUCCGGCCUCGGGCGUGGAGAAGCCUGGGAUGGUGUCUUUGGCGACGGCCCCGUCCUCAGGCGGAGCGAAGGGAGUUUUCAUGGGAAAGCGAGACCUGAGCGAGGAGGCCAUCGCGGCGAGUAUCACGGAGGGUCAAGGCGAAUGCUUUGUCCUCGUGGCCGGUCGCAGCAUGGAUGAGUUUCAGAAGCGUGUAGAACAGUUGCGGGCGUCUGCGAAGGCCCUUGGUGCCGGCUGUAUGCCGCUGGUGGAGGAGCCGCGUGGCGUGCAAGGCCCGUGCGACGGCAAAGCGAACAUUGACAGUAUUAGUAGUAUUAAUGGGGGCGGAGGUAGUGGAGUUGAGUGUGGGACUGGUAAUCGAAAGGCGAAGUUCAUUGCGCAGGAAUUUCUUCUGCGACAGAGUGAGUCGGAAACGCACAUUGAGUUGCGCCUUGCCAUGUGCGGGAAUGUGGAUAGCGGAAAAUCGACCCUGACGUCGGUGCUCACGCGCGGCUGCCGCGACGACGGACGAGGCUCCGCGCGCGCUUUUGUCUUUAAACACAAGCACGAGGCGGCCACGGGGCGUACCUCAAGCGUCAGUGAGAACCACCUCGGACUCUCGUCGACGGGGGAGGUGGUGAACUACGCCGUUGCCGCACUGAAGCGGUCGGGCGGGGGCGGGGGCGGGGGCGGGGGCGCAGUCUCCGCCUGGCAGCUGACGGAGGAGGUGGUGGCGCGGAGUGCCAAGGUCCUCACACUGUACGACCUCGCCGGUCACGAGCGGUACCUCAAGACGACGGUGCUCGGCAUGACGCGGAAUAUGCCCGACUACGCCUGUGUUGUGAUUAGCGCCAACAACGGCAUUCAGCGCAUGACAAAGGAACACAUCGCGCUCUGCCUCGCCCUCAAGGUCCCUUUUUUCGUGGUCGUCACUCGCAUUGACUCCACCCCUGAGAACGUGCGACAGGAGACGCUGGCGAGUAUUCAUAAGUUGCUUAAAAUUCCGACAGUGCGCAAGCUGCCGUACCCUGUACGCCGCGUCGAUGACAUCGUGCUCUCCGCUAAAAACCUGCAUGUGGACCGUAUUGUGCCUAUUUUUGAGGUGAGCAACGUGACGGGGGACGGGAUACAGUUUCUCGUCCGCUUUCUUAACCUUCUCCCCGUGCGAAAGGACUGGCGCAAGGCCCGGACGCUGCCCCGCGAAAUGGUGAUUGACAGCACUUUCUUCGUGAACGGCGUCGGCACGGUGGUUGGGGGUAUUGUGACGCAGGGGAUAUUUCACGUGAACGACGCGGUGCUGCUCGGCCCAGACUGCCACGGCGCGUACCGCACUGUGCACAUCAAGUCCAUUCACGUGAAGGGCAGAGAGCAGCAGCAGGCGGUGGCGGGUUGCGACGCCGCGUUUUGCCUCAAGAAGGAAAAACGUGCCGCGAUACGCAAAGGCAACAUUCUCGCCGACCCGCAGCACCCGAUUGCGGCGUACUGGCAGUUCGAGGCGGACGUCACGAUUCUCUACCACUCCACGACGAUAUUGGUGAACUACGAGCCCGUCAUUCACUCCACGACGGUGCGGCAGUCGGCCCGGAUUGUGUACGUGGCGCAGGAGGUCCUCCGCACUGGUGACCGGUCACUCGUGCGGUUUCACUUCCUCUACCGCCCGGAGUUCAUGAAGGUGGGGCAGCAGCUCAUCUUCCGCGAGGGGCGCACGAAGGGAAUUGGCACAGUGACAAAAGUCAUCGUUGAGCAGGUGGAGUCGAUUGUAUGGAAGAAGCGACGGCGGUAG
This is a messenger RNA of Trypanosoma conorhini, 2352 nucleotides long. Its product is annotated as putative GTP-binding elongation factor tu family protein. The transcript has a single exon. The record is from RefSeq and is a predicted model, not a curated record. Bases 1 to 2352 code for a protein of 783 amino acids. Lineage: Eukaryota; Euglenozoa; Kinetoplastea; Trypanosomatida; Trypanosomatidae. Gene Ontology annotation, molecular function: GTPase activity; GTP binding; translation elongation factor activity. Gene Ontology annotation, biological process: translational elongation.